Molecule: messenger RNA, 2482 nt
Organism: Osmerus eperlanus (European smelt)
Lineage: Eukaryota; Metazoa; Chordata; Actinopteri; Osmeriformes; Osmeridae
Product: interleukin-1 receptor type 1-like
Exons: 7
Coding region: 914-1702 (262 amino acids)
Source: RefSeq, a predicted model, not a curated record
ACAGUAAAAUAUCUGUUUCCACUCUUUCUGUCCUGUACAUUCAGGUCACAAAAUUGUCGAUAGAAGUUGGAGUAGCAAUGUGUGCUUAUUAGCAACACAAGAUGGUACCAGAGUGUCACCCACCACCAACCAAUGUGACACGGAAGUCAGCAGAGAUCCAUCGACAUUCUACUUCUCUUUUUGUUAACACCGAACCUGUCAGUAUUGCCUAUGUAGUCUAUGUCUUCAAGACAACACUAAAGACAGAGAACUCAAACUGGAUGUUUGAGUAAUACCUUAAUAGUGGCAUUCCAACGUUGUUGUGACUUUGUAAGUAGGCCUACUUUUUACAAGGUUUGUAUUUUUACAUCAAUUCACAUAAUUUAUACUAAUUUAGCCUCUACAUGUCUAUAUUAUUGUAUUGCCUACUUAUUCUAAUUAGUGACCAACCCUAUAGCUAUUAAUUAAUUAUAUAUUGUUCAUUAUAUUCAAUAGCCUAACUGUAAGAGCAUAACUUCCACUUUUUAUGUAGGCUAAAUACUAAUGUAAAAAAAAUGCUUAAUUUAUUUGGAAAUGUCAUUGCUGCCCACCAUUAAUCUACAAUUUAACUAUAUUUUAGCCUACUUAUUAUUUAACUGUGUACACAGAGUUAACAAUUAAAUUGACUUCAACAUCAAAAAAAGAAUAAAAGAUUCAUACUUAAUUAGCGCUGCCUAUCACGCCUCAAUUGGCUGUUACACAAAAUGACAUCGUCAUGUGAAUCCAACGUUAUCGUUAACUUUGUUCCCCAUACAGUGUUGACAGUGUAAUGUCCAGAAAAAACAUUCCGAUGUUGUAGAAACAUUUCUAGGGUACUUGGUGAGAUCUCUCAGAGCACACCACAAGGUAAUCCUUGCGGGCACCAGUUUAUUUUCAAUUGAAGAGGAGAUUGAGAAUGGACUCCUUUUACCUCCUCCUCCUUCUGCUCUUCCUAGAAGUCUCAGGGAACAUGCAGCCAAAGAUCCUCACUCCACGAAAUGGUGAAGUCAUAGAAGUGACCCUUGGCUCCCAUACAGAGAUUGUCUGUAAUAGUAGCAUAUACAAGGACUUGGAUAGUGAGGUGUAUUGGAUGAAGACAAUGAACACGACAAUGACCUUUCUGGACGAGAAUGAGAUGCUCCCUGUCUUCUACAAGGAGCAGAAUGGUUCGGCAACCUUGACCAUCAGGGAGGUGUCUGAGGAGGCCCUGGUCUUCAACUACACCUGUAUUCUCACCUCCACCAGCGGCAUGGACCUAGCAUCGAUCAGCCUGAUACUCAAGGCCCCCCCACCCUCGUAUAUCCUGGUCGUUGGUCUCCCAGUGCUCUUGGUGGUUGUGGUCGUCAUGUCGAUAGUCAUAUACGUGACCCUGAGGGUGGACAUUGUUCUGUUUGUACGGGACAGGCUGGGUUUCCAUGGAAGGACCUCAGAUGGAAAGAGCUACGAUGCCUACAUAAUGCCUUUUGAGGGCCCCGGAGGGGUGGGGCUUACUGCACAAGACCGGAGGAUGCUGGAGGCGGUGCUAGAGGAGCAGCUGCCUCUGAUACAGCCUCUGUCUUUACCACCGAGAUGUCCUGCCUGGACAAGCUGUAGCCAAGGCAGUUCUGGACUGCAUAAAACAAAGUCGCAGGCUGGUUCUGGUCCCCUGCUCUCUGGACCAAGGACAGAACCAGGACCAGGGCCACAACCAGGACAACAGCAGUGAGGUUCAUCACAGGCUCCUGAGUGAUCUACAUGCAACUCUGGUGGGGCAUCAGACCCAGCUGGUCCUGAUCCAGACAGAAGCUCCACCUUCAGACAGCCACACUGACCAGGACCAGGCCCAGGCCCCUCUCCCAAAGGCUGUGCAUCUGCUAGCCCAGGCUGGCCACAAGGUCACCUGGCGUGGCUCCUCUUCCUGCCCACUCUCCUCCCCCUUCUGGAAGCAGCUACGUUUCUGCCUGCCCUCCAAACCUAGCCAGCGACCCCUACACACACCUUUGUCCUACCACCCCUGCUGAUGCCUGGGUCCUAGCUCUCCUCUUGACCGCCAGCAGCAGUUCUGGAGAUAGUGGGAAUUUUCAGGCUUCUUUGAUGCUUCACUCUUUACACGUUCUUGGUUCCUCUCCAGUAUGGACCUGUGUAGAAGCUAACAUAUACUACACUCAAUGUUCACAUAUGACUAACAGUUUUAAAUCAGCGGCUUGUUUAUUCCAGGAGGACUCGGCGGGGCUGUUAGUGUGUCUCUCCAUGGCGUUGAUCUUGUGCAUUUAAUUAAGAAGAGAGGGGGGAAAGAACUGGGGGAGAAAGGGGAUCAGGGUUCAAACCUCUCAAUGCAGCCUCAUUCAUACUCUUCAGAGUAGUUGUGGACAGUGCAGUGGACUUUUUUACUUAUUUCACCCUUUGCCAAUAACAAUAUUAUUUUUAUUCUGCAAUAUAUUGUGUCAUGUAAUCUAUAAUGAUACUGAUCAUGAUAAUGAUACGACGAUGAUAAAAUAAUAAUAAA